GUAAUCUUUGACCAAAUGGUGCAAAUGGCGAUUCUCAGAGGAGCUACAGUGUGUUUUCCUUUUAGAUUAAUAAUCUUGUUGUUGUCUAUUAUUUCUUUUACAUGUCUGCCCUUUAAUUCUCCAGCCAAGAGAAACGACCGACCCAUUAUUGGUGUUCUGGCUCAAGAGGUUAAAUACCCAAAAGGAAAUGAAACCUCGUAUAUCGCUGCCUCUUAUGUGAAGACUCUGGAGUCAGCAGGAGCCAGGGUCGUACCUGUCAUGAUUAACCAGCCACCGGAGUACUAUACGAAACUGUUCAACUCCAUUAACGGGAUCUUUUACCCGGGUGGAUCUGCCAGCAUCACCUCAUCUGGUUAUCAAAGAGCUGCGAAGCGCUUCUAUGAACUCGCGAUUGAGGCAAACAAGAAAGGCGAUUACUUCCCUGUGUGGGGCACCUGUCUGGGAUACGAGCAGCUGGCCGUUUUGACGAGUGGAAAGAAUGUGCUGUCACGUACCAACACAAGUGAUGUGUCUCUGCCUCUGGUCUUCACUAAGGAGGCUAAAAACAGCAGGAUGUUUCAAGACUUCCCAGCUGACCUCAUGGAAGAUCUGGCUUCUGAGCCGCUGACGGCUAACGCUCACAAGUGGAGCGUGACGGUGCAGACUCAAAACACAAAUGAGGAGCUGAGAAACUUUUACAAAGUUCUCUCCACAAACACAGAUGGAGAAACGGAGUUUGUGUCAACGGUGGAAGCAUACGAUUACCCAAUUUAUGGGACACAAUGGCAUCCAGAGAAAAACGCGUUCGAAUGGACGCGGCCGUACAUCACACACUCUCAAGCAGCCAUCAAGACCACCUUCUACAUGGCUGAAUUCUUCGUCAAUGAAGCCAGGAAGAACUUUCACCGAUUUGACUCUGAGGGCGAUGAGAGAAACGCACUGAUAUACAACUACAGUCCUGUUUACACCUCGCCCUCCAGCACCUUUGUUCAAAUCUAUUAUUUCUGAUGAUUGUUUGCGGACUGCUUUUACUUUUCAAUGGCUGCAUUCGUUAGGUGACUCCUGAAUGUUUAAUAUUAUGGUUCGAUUUUCAAUUUGCUGCCAUUUAUUGAAUCUGCAGCUGAACAAGUAGUAAGUCAAAAAAAAAUUUUUUUACAUUAAUUAAAUGUUUUAAAAGAAUUCAGAUAUUUUAAGGAAUUCUGUCCUGAUUUAAUGUUCACAGUCUCUGUUCAGAACGAGACUCUCUUUUAGUGAAACUUGAACACCAAACAGAAAGGAGGUAAGAAGAACAUUUCAUUUCUCUGUAGGAUCCUUUCGCUAAUGUUUCAUCAUACUCAUGAUAACAAUCUGAGCCUGUUAGUGGCAAAACAAGCACUUUAAAUGGCUCCUGGCUUGUUUCACCGCUGCUGACUGUAGCACUCUCUUUUAUUAUUGGACCAGUUUCAAAAAUUGUUGUUCCCGCAAGUCAUUUAGACACAGAAACAUGGGAAAUCUGGAAAUUAGGGUCCAGUUUGAAAAAUACCAAAGUUACCCUUUAAAACUGCUGCUGCAUUUAGUUGCACUGAUCAGUACUUUUACAAUCUGCAAAGUCUGUUCAAGUUCAAAGUUGCUCAGAACCAAAUGGCAAAAACACAGCUCACAACCAGCUUUUCAGUUAACACUGUGGAGCUUUUAGGAACUUAAAUAGCAAUAAUAUUAAAGUGCAUUCACAAAAAAAAUCCUGAUUUUCUUAAUUAACAAAAUUGUGUUAAAAAAAACUUGUUUACCAGUUUCAUUAAAUUUCCUAACCUUUUUUUUCUCAAUCAACAGGAUUAUUCCAGAAUUAUGAGAAACAUUUUUAAAUCCUCUUGUUUGUCUGAAAUAACGAAGGCAAUAUCAUGCAUAAUGCUUCUGUAGAAAGGAGUAAAUGUUGGAUUUAUAUUUGACAGCUCACCAGAAAGAUGCCUCUAAGUGAAUGUUGCAUUAUUUCUGCUAGAUGUGUAAAUAGUAAAUUGUUGGAUAACAUGUAACACCUUGAAACACUGAUGUCAACAUUCUGUUUUUGCUAAGAAAAAAAAAAUCAAACCAGCUUAAAAAAUCACAAUAAAACAUGAACCAAAAAACA
Plectropomus leopardus (leopard coralgrouper) is the source of this 2083-nucleotide messenger RNA. It is a transcript of the gene ggh, whose product is annotated as gamma-glutamyl hydrolase (conjugase, folylpolygammaglutamyl hydrolase). The record is from RefSeq and is a predicted model, not a curated record. Lineage: Eukaryota; Metazoa; Chordata; Actinopteri; Perciformes; Serranidae. Gene Ontology annotation, cellular component: vacuole. Gene Ontology annotation, molecular function: gamma-glutamyl-peptidase activity. Gene Ontology annotation, biological process: tetrahydrofolylpolyglutamate metabolic process.